Messenger RNA from Schizophyllum commune H4-8, 381 nucleotides. RefSeq lists its product as uncharacterized. Bases 1 to 381 code for a protein of 126 amino acids. The transcript is spliced from 2 exons. The record is from RefSeq and is a predicted model, not a curated record. Lineage: Eukaryota; Fungi; Basidiomycota; Agaricomycetes; Agaricales; Schizophyllaceae.
AUGAUGCCCUUCACCUUCGACCUUCGAACUCUCCCUUCCAAUACCCCCUCCUCCUCUGUAUCACCCGCCUCAUCACCGCAUUCCACGCCAGGCCUCUUCAAGAUCAAUCUCGUUCCGCUCAAGGCUUCCGAGUCCAACUUCCAGAGCAGUCCAUUGCUCGUCUCAACCUCCGUGUGCACACCAUCCUUUUGGCAUGAGUAUUGCUUGCGGUCCGCUCCACAGUCUCGCACGGCUUCAUCCUUGCUCUCGUACCAUGCUCUUGCUUCCGUCGAUACCUCCGCCUCCUCUGUAUCAUCCUCCUCCUCAGCAUCUCGCUCUCAUGCACUCCCUCUCCUUCUCCUUGCUUGUUGCCUUGUCAUUGACUCUCCCACCCUUUGCUGA